Messenger RNA from Penaeus vannamei (Pacific white shrimp), 1998 nucleotides. NCBI's taxonomy places the organism in Eukaryota, Metazoa, Arthropoda, Malacostraca, Decapoda, Penaeidae. The record is from RefSeq and is a predicted model, not a curated record.
CCUGAAUCCGGUCUGUUUCCACGAACGUCAACAAAGCAAGGAAGAAAAACACGAAAAAAUUGUCUCCUUUUUGUGUCUAAAAUAUCAUUAACGGAACUUCGUGUAUCGCCACUAUUAGCAUCAGCCAGGAUUAUUAAGACACGCAGGAGGAAUGUUAUGGCUUGUGAAAGGGUGACUUCAAUUACUAUCAUGGAUGGCAUACAUUUAGAAACUUUUCAUCGUAACUCAGUGGAAUCCAUUGAUAUGAAGGAUGAGAAGGUGGAAGCCAUCAGUCAGAAUGAUUGCCAGGAUAUCGAUGAAGAAAUUAUUGAGGCUAUCCAUGGAGAGAGUACUGUCUUUAUAAAGACUGAAGAUACGGGUAAUGUAAAAGGUGAGAGGCCAGCGUCUGAAGAAGUCAAAAGUCUGGGCAAAGAAGCAGUUGGUGAAUGUGACUUGGGCAUUGUCAUGUGUGAAGAUGUAGAUCCAUUAUCUAAGGAUUGUGAGAGCAAAUGCUCAUCAGAUGAUGUUCGUGAAGGGGAUGAAGAGGCAUCUAAAGAAGUGGAUGCAGUUAAGAAACAUUUCCUAUGUGAUGUAUGUGGUAUGAAAUUCUCUUGUGAGGAUAAGAUGUUGAAACACUCAGAAAUGCAUAGAAAAGGGAAGCUCUUUAUAUGUGACAUUUGUCAUAAGUCAUUCUCUCAGAAAUCCCAUAUAGUAUGCCACAUGAGAGUACAUACAAAGGAAAAACCUUACAUUUGUGAGUUAUGUAACAAGGCCUUUUCUGUAAAAUCAACGUUAGAUGGUCACAUGAGAGUACAUACAAAUGAGAAGCCUUAUAGCUGUAAGGUAUGCAGUAAUUCCUUUACAUGGCAAAGUCAUUUAUUGAGGCACAUGAGAAUUCAUACAAAAGAGAGACGAUACUGUUGUGAGAUUUGCAGUAAGGUAUUUGUUGACUCCAGUAAUCUCUCACGACACAUGAAAAUACACAAACAUGAGAGGCCUUAUGGUUGUGAUAUUUGCAACAAAGCUUUUUCUCAAAAAGGUAAUUUACUGACUCACAUAAGAACACAUACACAGGAGAAGCCCUAUAGCUGUAAAGAAUGUGGAAAGGAAUUUUCACAGAAAAAAGGUUUAGAUCACCACUUAAGAACACACACAAAAGAGAAGCCUUAUAGUUGUGAAAUUUGUGGAAAGUCAUUUUCUGUGAAAUUUAGUGUGAAGAAGCACCAAAUAGUACAUACAAAUGAAAGACCCUAUGAUUGUGAGAUUUGUGGCCAGAAAUUUACUGCGAAAGAAUGUCUGGUAAGACACAUGAGAAGACAUACAAAUGAGAAGCCUUAUCAGUGUGACUUAUGCAACGAGACUUUCAUUACCAGGGCACAUCGAUCAUACCACAUGAAAGUACAUACAGAGGAAAGGCUGUAUACUUGUGAGGUCUGUAAUAAGUCAUUUUCAUAUAAAAAGGGUCUAAUGUUGCACAUGACAGUACAUUCUGAUGAUAAACCCUAUUCUUGCCGUACAUGUAGCAAGGCUUUCAGGAGAAGGAAUGAUCUAGUACAUCACCUGAAGAGGCAUACAAAUGAGAGGCCUUAUAGUUGUAACUUUUGUGAUAAAGCAUUCCAAUUGAAAAACUCUCUUUUGGCGCACAUUAAAAUACACACAAACGAAAAAGCUUUUAGCUGUGAAGUGUGUAGUAAAUCAUUCAUUUCAAAUAAUAGAUUGGUGAGGCAUCUUAGAGUGCAUUCAACGGUGAAGCCCUAUAAUUGUGAGAUUUGUAGCAGGUCAUUUUCAGAUAAAAAUUAUUUGACAAAACAUAUGAGAACACACUCAAAGGAGAAGCCUUUUACCUGUGAAUUGUGUAAUAAUUCAUAUACAUGGAAACAUGCUUUAAUGAUCCACAUGAGAACACAUGGCGAUGAAAGGCCAUGUGUCUGCGAUAUUUGCGGCAAAGCAUACAAAUAUGAAAAUACUUUACGAACUCACAAAAAAACGCAUACAAAGGUACCAGGAUACAAAGAGUGA